AUGUAUGAUAAAUUUCUGAUAAAAAGGAAAAACGUGUUCGGUAUAACUUUGUUGCUGUUUAUUUCGGUUAAUAUUCUCCAGUUUUCCGAAUCAGCAGAAAUCAUUUGUGACUUUCAUACAACCGGAUUUCUAAUGGGUGGUUCAAUUGGAUCGAAAAACUUUUAUAUUUGCCUAGCGUCACUUCUAAAGGAUGAAGGUAUUGCUAACAUCACGGGCAUUAAUGGAGAACAUUCGGACAGUAGAACUCAUUCAGAUGUUGAAGCUAUUCGAUUAACCGAUGAUUGGUUGACCGAAGUACCAUCCGGCAUUGACAACUUUUUUCCAAACAUUGAAUUCUUAUAUAUCAGGGAAACUCAACUAAAAACAGUCAAUUCGAAUCAACUACAACAAUUCCCUAAUUUGGAGUAUUUGUGGCUACAUAAAAAUCAGAUCGAAACCAUUGAAGUGAACGCAUUCUCUCGUACACCAUCAUUACGUGUGAUCAAUUUACAUACUAAUAAAAUUUCUUUACUUGCAUACAACAUCUUUCGACCCUUGCAUUUGGAAGUUUUGGAUAUGACGGGAAAUAAUUGCGGUAACGAAUUAGCAGUUUUGCCUCAAACAGUGAACCGAUUAAUUGCAAAGAUAGAUGUAUUAUGUUCACCAUUACGUGAUAUUAUUAAUGAAGAUUUGAGGCUUAGUAGUCUUGAGAUGAUUCCAACACAAAACGACUUGGAUAAGUCCAUUGAAAAUUUUCAAGAUGAAAACAAAACUUUAAAGGAUAAAGUUUUAGACAUUGAGAGAGAAGUGAUAAAUCUUAAUUUGGCAGAAGCAAUUGAAAAUUCUAGGAACGACAUUUACAUAGAUUAUGAGGUUCCUAAAACUUUUCCAGGGAAUUUGAAAAAAAAAUCUUUCAGCACUCGAUCAAAAAUUAUCGGAACGGUGAUAAGAAAAGGUGAGAUAAAUAUGUAA
Messenger RNA from Clunio marinus, 951 nucleotides. NCBI's taxonomy places the organism in Eukaryota, Metazoa, Arthropoda, Insecta, Diptera, Chironomidae. The record is from the annotation of a GenBank genome assembly.